GAAAUGAAGAGCCCGGUACUCUCGGGCGGAGUGUUUGGUUUCACUCGACUCGACCAUUCCUCUUCAUUAUCACAUCUCACGAGUUUGAGCAGAGGAAAGCCGCCCCUUCCGGCCUCAGUUUAACAGCCAUGGCGAUCCGGCAGCUCCUAAGUCUCUCCCGCCGGUCCCGGAGGCACGUUUCUUCCCAAUUAGUCAGACCUCUAUCCUCAGCCGCUGUUUCCGUGGCCGCAGAUACCGCUCAGUCCAUCACACCCUCUCCUCCGCCACCCACGGCCAUGAUCUACGACCGAUUAGCCGAAGCAGUUAAGUCAAAGAUUAAGCGUCUUGAGAAUCCAGACCCCCGAUUCUUACAGUACAAUUCGCCCCACCCUGUCUUGACUGACCACACCGAUAUUCUCAGCGCCCCGGAGACACGUGUGACCACCCUACCUAAUGGAUUGAGAGUAGCCACGGAGUCCAAUCUAUCGUCCCGCACUGCCACGGUCGGUGUAUUCAUCGACUCUGGAUCGAGAUUCGAGUCCGAAGAGACGAAUGGCACCGCGCAUUUUCUCGAACAUAUGAUCUUCAAGGGAACGGAGAAGCGGACUGCUAGGGAGUUGGAGGAGGAGAUCGAGAAUAUGGGUGGACAUUUAAAUGCCUACACUUCCAGGGAACAAACUACUUACUACGCCAAGGUUUUGGAUAGGGAUAUUCCCGCAGCUUUAGACAUCUUAUCAGAUAUUAUCCAGCACUCAAAAUUCGCUAGUAAUCGAAUUGAGCGUGAACGUGAUGUCAUCCUCAGGGAAAUGGAGGAGGUGGAAGGCCAGCCAGAGGAGGUUAUUUUCGACCAUCUACAUGCAACUGCCUUUCAGUAUACUCCUUUGGGAAUGACAAUCCUAGGACCUGCUCAGAAUAUAAAGACUAUCACAAAAGCACAUUUACAAGAAUACAUAUCAACACACUACACCGCACCUAGAAUGGUUGUGGUCGCAACUGGUCCUGUAAAACAUGAAGAUUUUGUUGAGCAAGUUAAGAAGAUGUUCACAAAGCUGUCAACUGACCCAACCACCGUUUCACAGUUAGUUGCUAAAAAUCCUGCUAGGUUUACGGGUUCUGAGGUGAGAAUGAUUGACGAUGACAUUCCUCUUGCACAAUUCGUUGUUGCAUUUGAAGGAGCAUCUUGGACAGAUCCAGACUCAAUUGCUCUAAUGGUUAUACAAACAUUAUUGGGGUCUUGGAAUAAGAGUGCCGGUGGCGGAAAGCACAUGGGUUCCAAGCUUGUACAGAGGAUUAGCAUCAAUGAGAUUGCAGAAAGCAUGAUGGCAUUCAAUACAAACUACAGAGACACUGGUCUUUUUGGGGUACUUGCUGUUGCCAAGCCUGAUUGCUUGGAUGACCUGGCCUAUUCAAUGAUGUAUGAAAUUAGUUCGUUAUGCUAUCAAGUUUCGGAUGAAGACGUGACUCGUGCUCGUAAUCAGUUGAAAUCUUCACUGCUGCUUCACAUGGACGGAACGAGUCCUGUUGCUGAAGAUAUCGGCCGCCAGCUUCUCACAUAUGGCAGAAGGAUCCCAUUUGCUGAACUGUUUGCUAGGAUCGACGCAGUAGAUGCCAGCACUGUCAAGCGUGUUGCAAACCGAUUUAUUUUUGACCGGGAUGUCGCCAUCUCAGCUGUGGGUCCCAUCCAAAAUUUACCCGACUACAAUUGGUUCAGACGCAGAACCUACAUGCUCCGUUACUAGGUUCUCAUUGUGUGGAGUUUAGUACCUCUAAUAAAAACACCAUUUUUGUGUUAUCAGAAAGAUCACAAAUUCACAAGACAUUUUUUUUUGUUUAAAUGCCAGGGGCUCAUCCCACCGAAAGACUCUUGGCACAUGUUUUUUUUAUAUAUUUUUGUUUUUGCGUCACCCAUGCUGUAAUGUCGUUGGUUUUUUGUUAGCAAUAACCGUGUAAUACUUUUUUGUUAGUCAAUGUUUCAACUUUCCAAGAUCAAUGCUUCACCAUUCUUAAUUCUUUUUUCUUUACUGUGGUGGAUACCUAAUUAGAUAGAGACGCAUAACUGUAAUAUGAACCCUUCAUUUUUCUAAUAGAAAUGCGACUCCAUGUAGUGAUGUAGGCAAC
This is a messenger RNA of Cuscuta europaea, 2097 nucleotides long. NCBI's taxonomy places the organism in Eukaryota, Viridiplantae, Streptophyta, Magnoliopsida, Solanales, Convolvulaceae. The record is from the annotation of a GenBank genome assembly.